AUGCGCAACAACCAGUUGGAGAGAAUGUCACAGCAGUCACAGAAGGGAGUACCGGGCAGAGGACCUCCCGAGGAGAUGAUAAAGAGACUAAAGGACCAACAGAUGCGGAAAGAAACUCUGAGAAAGCUGCGAACCAGAAACGCUCUCGUGGGAGCUUCGAUUAUGGCGGUAAUGGGAGGGAUUUACCUGUACACUCUUCGAGCCACGAGACAAGAGAACUUUCUGGACAAAGAUUUUGAUAGACCGAGUACAAACCAACCUAGCAAGAAUUAACCAUUACAUCAUCAUUUGUUCGCACAGUGUCCUCUUGCUCAGUUAUAAAUUAUGA
Geodia barretti is the source of this 328-nucleotide messenger RNA. NCBI's taxonomy places the organism in Eukaryota, Metazoa, Porifera, Demospongiae, Tetractinellida, Geodiidae. The record is from the annotation of a GenBank genome assembly.